UGCUAUUAGUAUUUAUAGAAAAAUGUCAACCACCUGCUACCAGUUUCUUAUCAAACAUUACGCUAAUAUUGGCAUGGAUUGAAAUUGUUUGACUGGUGCAGUAAGAUAUUUAAUAUGACGUAACAGACGGGUAAACCCAGUCAGGUGCUGAGUGGAAAAUGACAACUUAUUUCGUCUGUUUUUGACGCAGUCUGUUUAAAUGGUCAACAGAACGGAAACUAUGGCUCCGUUUAUGAGUAUACAGGACCACUAAACCGAUAGAACCCGCAGCUUCAUUAUUUGUAGCUUGCUUAUGCAUUUGAUGUCACAUUACAGAUUGGUCAUUUAACCAAGGAAGGUGGAAGCAGAAGUAGUAAAACUAUCAGUUCUGAUACGGCAUUACAGAGAGUGAACAAUGAAUAGUAGACAGUAUGAUGACCCAGCAGAGAUGCCCUUAUUUGGAGAACGGAGACCCAUGGACCGUGUUUUGAAUCUGAUUGUUGGAGCGUUUACAGCUGUAGUUGUGUUAGUUACUCUCAUCAGUGCAAUUGCAUUUCAAUGGCCACCAAAUGGAGUAGAUGUCUUUUUUGCCUGUGUUAUUGUCCUCACUUGUGCAUCUCAUUUAUUCCUGAUUUACUGGUAUCGCCAAGGUGAUUUGGAGCCGCGAUUCAGAACAAUGAUUUUCUACAAUGCUUUUACCAUCAUUUUGCUGUGUGUGUGUGGAAAUCUCUAUAUCUAUGGACUUGGUUGUCCGAACUCAUAAAACUCUCUUACUGUGGUCCAUACAACCACAGACGUGCUGACUUCGAAAGCUCUGUUUUCAUAAUAUAUACAUGUGUGUCCAUGGACUUUGGUGUCCAGACAUGUAGAGCUGGGUAUCUCAGUAUACAUUUCUGAGAGCAAUCUUUACAGCUUGUUGCUUUAACCAGCAUGACAACUACAGAUUCCAGAAAAGAAGCCUGGGAUGUCUUCUGAGAAGACAUUUAUAAGAAAAGCUUAGACCUCGCCAUUUAAGACUAGUUCAAGAAUAAUAAUUUUUAGAUCCCUUUAGCAUGUAAAUGUAUAUGAUAUCAAAAUGGUAAUAUCUUAAAUGGCUUCCCAUAAUCUAACUUAGGACAACAAUUAAUCACUCACCUCCUCUCUUUUUUUCAUGACGAUGUCUGAAAGACUGCUGCUCUUGGACUGUAUUGAAUUAAAAAACAGACAGUAGUGACAGUAGAGGGCACAAAAUCGUGUUCAUCUGUCGACAGUUAAACCACAACCCAAUGUUGCACUCCCAAUAUACAUGUAUUUAAGACAGCUGUAAAGAAUUGUUCUGAUGGCUUCAUGUGCAUGUGCAGAAAUGUAUACAGGGUGAUCAACUCUGGUGAGCCAUGUUUUUAGGAGGGGGUGAGGGGUCAUCAUUCUCCCCUGGAAAAUGUAUUUUGAAAAAUGAAGAUUCGCUUGGUCUAAGUGCAGAUUCAUGUUCAGUUCUUGUUAGGAAGAUGAAGAAAACUCUGCAUGGAAACUGAAGAAUGAAGACAUUGAAAACAUAUUAUUACUUUUAUUUCAACUUAUUAUUCUUAUCAUGUAUUUCUCAAAAUCAAUACUCGCUCAUACUACCAAGUGGUAGAGAAUCAUUUUCAUUUCAUAACAAGUUUACCAAUAAUUGUAUAGCCGUAAACGUGCAUCUUACAUACAUUCAACAGGGUUUUUGGUGUUUUAUUUUGACAUAAUAUAUGCUUUUGUCUUGGAUUCAUUCUAAAUGUUUCAACUGGAUUUGAUUUUAGGUUACUUUGCAGGCCUCUGAAUGAUCGUUUCACUCGCACAUCAUUCGCGUAAGUCUAGGUUUGCAUAACCCAUUUUUCGUUCUUGACCAAAAAAAAAGAAGAGUUAAAUAUGUUACAUUAUCAUUUGUCACUGUUCAUAUAAUGAUAUAUUUGUAACAGGUUACCUAGAAAAAAAGGGUUACACAAACUUUCAGUACUCAGAGGUCUGCUGUGUUUUAUCACUAGUUUAACCUGUGUUAUUUAAAUGUGAUGGCACAAUUCCAUUUCUGUAAGGUAUCUGAUCAGUGUGAUGCAGUAAUCUUGUUAAGCUACAACUAUUGUUGGAAUAUUCUCAUGUUGAUUCACAAAUGUCUCUUAGGAAUGUAAAUUAUAUUUUAUUUUAUUUAUCUAUUGAAUGUGAAAUGAUUUGGCAAGACUUAGCCUACUAAUCACCAUAAACAUUAUAGAGUAUGAGAUACUGAAACACUGUACCGGAUACAGGGUGCAAUGUUCUACAUGAACCGUGAUUGUCUGUUUGUCUGUUACACAAUUCACAGUCGUAUUCUUAAAUUAAAGUGACAGACCCUAGUUUUUAAACACUUCAGCAUAUUUUUCACAGUUAGACCCAUUUUUGAUCAUUUAAACUAAAAGUUUAUAUUUUGGAAUAUCCAUUUUCUUGCAUGUAAAUUGUUUCUGAUCAUCCUGGGUUUUUGUUUUGUAAUACCCCAAAAUAUAUCUUUUAUAAUUCUAAAAACAUACAGUAUGUACCUCUAAGAAAAAACGAUUAUGGAGCCAAGCUAUUUAUAGAUGGUAUAUUCAUGUUUUAACAUCGCAGACUUUAGUUUCACUCGAUUAUAACUAUUAUACAGUGUUUUACAGGUUUGUAGACUAACCAAACUUAGUGUCCAUCUUCAGUGGUUCAAACUAGUCUGUACCUGGAACUUUGUUCAUUUAUUACAAAAAUCUGGGGCCUCUCAAAAAGUCUUCUUUGGUUUUUAUACCUAAUGUGCAGUAAUCAAAUGGGAAAAAUACUACCUCAUUCCAAAUCAGUUUGUUUAAAAUUCAUUUGGAACAUCAGUAUAGUACAAGACUGUAGUAAUAAUGUGUUAGAUGUAUGCUAAUUUAAUUCACAUGACCUGAAAAUCAGUUACAUAUAUAAAUGCAUCUGAUAUAACUUAUGGUUACUUAAAAAAAAAAAAAAAAAAAAAAAAAUGUCCUUU
Molecule: messenger RNA, 2947 nt
Organism: Gigantopelta aegis
Lineage: Eukaryota; Metazoa; Mollusca; Gastropoda; Neomphalida; Peltospiridae
Product: transmembrane protein 243-like
Exons: 5
Coding region: 395-742 (115 amino acids)
Source: RefSeq, a predicted model, not a curated record